Zingiber officinale is the source of this 580-nucleotide messenger RNA. RefSeq lists its product as uncharacterized. The record is from RefSeq and is a predicted model, not a curated record. NCBI's taxonomy places the organism in Eukaryota, Viridiplantae, Streptophyta, Magnoliopsida, Zingiberales, Zingiberaceae. The transcript has 5 exons. Bases 1 to 372 code for a protein of 123 amino acids.
AUGAUUCCUCCACAGCACAACAAUCAACUUUCAGCAAGCAUACAAACUGCACAGUCAGAAGUAAAUGAGAAAACCCAAAGAAGGGAUUCUAUCAAAGUUUCUAUUGAAAAGCAGAAGGUGAUAUGUAAUGAAUUCUGGAAGAAAUUUGAAGAUGAAAAAGCUGAAGACAGAACUGCAAGAGCUGCAGUUAGUGCCAAACUCCAACAUAUGGAGUCACUCCAAUUAAUGUUAAACAAGCUGAAAAAUGUACAGUCCAUUGAGGAACUUGAUGCCAAGAUACAAUCAAUGGAAUUUGAUCUUCAGCAUAUAACCAUGCCACUGAAAGAAGAAAAGAAAUAUAUUCAUGAUCUUAAACAGUUAAGGCAACAGUGAGACCAACUCACUUCUAAUAUGGGCUCAAUUACUGAAAUGGAUGAGGCAUUUGAUCAAAAGGAACAGAUUGAUGAGCGAUUUAAUCUUUUGAAGAAGGAAUUGGAUUCUCUUAGAACUGAGGUGCUGCGAACUGAAGCAAAUGCAAAUGUUGCCAGGAAGAAGUAUGAUGAGGAACAACAAAUUUUGAGAGUUCUUCGUCAACAAUUCA